Eublepharis macularius is the source of this 5830-nucleotide messenger RNA. It is a transcript of the gene ARHGAP30, whose product is annotated as Rho GTPase activating protein 30. The coding region runs from base 1 to 3987 and encodes 1328 amino acids. Gene Ontology annotation, molecular function: GTPase activator activity. The transcript has 12 exons. Lineage: Eukaryota; Metazoa; Chordata; Lepidosauria; Squamata; Eublepharidae. The record is from RefSeq and is a predicted model, not a curated record. Gene Ontology annotation, biological process: small GTPase-mediated signal transduction.
AUGUCGCUGGCUAUGAAAGCACGGCAAAAAGUUAGGAGGAAGGCAGCAGCUAAAGACCGGGUCUUUGGGUGUGACCUGGUGGAGCAUCUCCAGUUAUCUGGUCAGGAUGUUCCUCAGGUCUUGAAGAGCUGCACAGAGUUUGUAGAAAAGCAUGGGAUAGUGGACGGGAUUUACCGGCUGUCAGGGGUCUCAUCAAACAUCCAGAAACUAAGGCUUGAAUUUGACACUGACCGCAGCCCUGACCUCAACAAAGACGUCUAUCUGCAGGACAUCCACUGCGUGAGCUCCCUGUGCAAGGCCUAUUUCCGGGAGCUGCCCAAUCCCCUCCUCACGUACCAGCUGUAUGACAAGUUUGCGGAUGCUGUGGCCAUUCAGCUGGAAGAGGAACGACUGGUAAAGAUCAAGGAAGUGCUAAAGGAACUCCCGUUGCAACACUACAGGACCCUGGAGUUCCUGAUGAGGCAUCUGGUCCGCAUAGCAUCCUUCAGCUCCCAGACCAACAUGCAUGUGAGAAACCUGGCAAUCGUCUGGGCUCCCAACCUGCUAAGGUCCAAGGACAUUGAGGCAUCUGGUUUUAAUGGCACAGCAGCUUUCAUGGAGGUCCGCAUCCAGUCCAUCGUGGUGGAGUUUAUCCUCACCCACGUGGAGCAGCUUUUUGGAGAUGCUCCUCUCUGUGCAGGUAGCCGUGAAUCCCUCAGGAAAUCCCUCCUUCUUAUGGGCUCGCCAACAGCCCUCCUCGAUGACAAAUACUGCUUGCCCUACAAUGUUCCAACGAUGCUGAACCAGGGAGAUGGGCCUCCACAGAUGCGCCCGUACCACACCAUUAUUGAUCUCAACGACAAUAAAAGAAAGGGCUCCCUAAAGGCAAAGAAAUGGAGGUCCAUCUUCAACCUGGGACGAUCCAGUCAUGACUCAAAGCGCAAAAUGAGCAAAUCAGAAAAGGAAGACAAAGUGGACAAGCUGCGACUGCGACCAGCAAAAAGCAUGGAUUCCCUCAGCUCUAUGCCAUGUAUGAGCGAUGAUGUUGCUCCGCUGGGGGCAAGGAGGUCCCAGAAGCAGCUCGUCCAAUGCCGUGAGAGCUUUAACAGCCAUUCUUCACAAGACAACAGCUUCCUGGAGUCAGAGGAGCAGACCAAAGCUGAGGAAGCAACGGGUGAAUCUGAGGGGGAAGCCACUGCCAAGUCGGAGCCCACCACCCCGAAAGCCAGCAGGUCCAGCCUCGUUGGGGUGGCCCCUCAAGGGCGAUCACCCCAGUCUGCACGGAGCCGGGCAGAGAAGUGUGCUGGGGUUCACAUCUCAGGGCCUUUCUCUGUUACGGUCCCUUUCCACAUUACCUCCAACCUGACUUUGUCCCGCUUGACUCGGGGACUGGAGUGCCCUGCCCUAAGUCAUUGCAGUUUGGACAAGGAGGCUCCCGAGAGUUCUUUGGCCACCGAGGAAGUAUCUUCUUUGAAGAAGAAAGAAGAGAAGCCCAAGCUGUCAGAGAGCAGCAUGGACAAGUUAGAUCCUACAGAACCUGAUGCAAAAGUGGAAAGCUCAUUGGACUUGGAGGAGAACCGAUUGUCUCUGGAAGUCCAGGAUUCCUUUUCCUUCUUGGACAGCCAAGACACUUGGUUGGGCGACAGUCUUGACAGCAGCCAGCCCUGGAAGAACCCACAUAUGGCCCCUGAUGUUGCAGACAGAGAGAUGGAUGACUUCCCAGCCAUGGACGAUUAUAUGGGGAAUGGGUUCAUGAAUGAAAUGAUGGGAGGAGGCUGGCAGGAGACAUAUUCUGCUCCUCCAUCACUGGAUUAUCUGUCUAUUGAGGAGUGUAUGAACGAACAUUCGGAUGAGGAAGAUGACCAGUAUUAUUUGGCCACAGGUUUCUUGGAUAAGGAACAGCACUCCAAGGAGGUGGACUCUGAAGAAGUCUAUCUGAGUGCAUAUGAUGAUCUCAGCCCUUUAGCUAACGAGCUAAAGGAUUCUCAGCAUUUUAAUGAAUUUCCAGAUGCCCCCCUCACAGGAAAUCUGUCAGCUAAUCAACCCAUCAGUCUUGCUGGAGAGACUUCGCCUGAAGACCCAACAGUAUUUGAAGCCAAUAUGGGACAUUUGCUAGGCGGUCCUCCAGCAAAUGACACUGGAUUGGCCAAUUCACAUCUAGACUCAGAGCCAACUGGCCUGGCAGAGAAAGAGGAUGGGGCCUCCCUGAGUUCCAGAAGCAAUUCCCAUGAGCUGGAAGCAUCUGAGAAGAAUGGAACCAAAGGCACCAUGGUAAAGCCUAGUUUGUCUUUGUCACUGCAAGCAGAAGAUUCAAAUCCUGGAGAUGAAGAUGACCUCCUUCUUGAAACCGGACAUUUACUUCACCAUGCUGGAGUUUCAGAAGAAAACCAUGAAAAAACUCUGGCUCUGGAUUAUGCAACUCAGAUAACUCAACCAAGCCUCAAGGAUGAGAAGCAACUAAAAGCUCAGGUUGCAUCAGAAACUGAGCAGGUUGAGUGGCCUCCUUGCAUGCCCAGUUUAGAGGUUGAUGGACCAACUCCAGAGGUUGUUGGAACAUCUGAUGAACACGUGGACUCUGAGUUCCCAUUUCAAGAGGCACGGCAGCUCCUGAGCAGAGAGAUUUCCCAAGCUACUUUAUCACUGGAAGAUCAAAGUUUGACUGGAACUCAUGUCCAGAUUUUUCCCUCUUCAGGCAGCACAUCUGAAAUGGCAUGUUCUGAGACGAACUCUCUACCUGCCCCUUUGCUUGACUUGAGUCUUGAGCAAGUUGCUUGGUCCCAGACAGCCCUUCAAAAUGCCCCAUUGUCUGAGGGUUGCACUGAGUCUUCUUCCUUGUUGCUCGUAGCCUCUUCCCGGAAGAGCUGUCCAGAAAGUCUUCUGCAGAAACCUUAUUAUGCAUCACCAGAAGAAGCUUCAGCAGCCCUAAAGCACAAUGUCCAACCUGAUGGGAGCGUAUCCAUGAAAAAGACGUCCAGCACAGUCAGAGUCCAGCAGGUGAAAUCUUUCCCAGUUGUGCCUCCAAAGCCCCAGUUUGCCAAGAUCCCUCCUUCCUUAAUGCCAAUCACUCCUCCCAAGGAAAUCUCCAUCCUAUGGCCCAACCCACCAGUAUUAGAUAAGAAUGAUGGAAAUGAGAUGAAAAAUGGGUCCAGCGAGGACAUUGUGCACAAACCACCUUGCCCUGUCAUGCACUGCAAGGCCACUGAUAGCAACGAACCUAUAGAAACCAUUCCAGCAUCUUCUGAGAUGCCCAUCUCUCCAGGUGGCUCGGGGACCCUUCAGAAGCAGCGAAACUCUAUGCCAGUCUGUCUAGAGAAAUAUGACAGAGAUGAUGAGAACAGGGGGGAUAUGCUCCAAAAUUUGCAGUGCUCCUCACCUGUAAGCAUGGAUAAAUACAGCUAUUGGUCCAAGAAUGAUGAGCUCAGCGGAGGUAACCUCCAGAAUAUGAAGUGCUCCCUUUCAGGGAAUUUAGAGAAAUAUGGUAGAAAUAUUAAGAGAGAUGACAGAAAAGGGGAGCCACCCCAGAAACAUCAGCUGAAUAAACUUGGUGAAGGCAGCGGGUCUCUUCCUCAGAAGCAAAGGUGGACCAGCUGGCGCAAUGGAGGGAGCAUGUCCUUUGAUGAGGCUGUUGCCCUUGCCAAAGAGAGGCAGGUGGCCCAAGCACCAGUAAGGAGAAUGCAGACCUAUUGCUAUGGAGAUAUCGAGGGUCCACAUGGCCUCCCUAGAGCAGAAAAGCUUCCCCCUUUCCCGAAACCUGCCCUGAAACCCUUAGGACAGCGCCCCCUGAGACCUCUGAGCUGCAUAGGCACAGCUGUAUCCCCAGAAGCUCUUCUUUCAGGGAAACCACUUCUUGCUCAAGCAUCGUCUGACAUCACCUUGGAAAGUCAGCUUUCACCUAACCAGGAAGCCUCUUGUGUUCCUCAAGACCUCCUUCCCAGGAGCAGGCUGAGUUUGCCAAAGAUAGGAAGACGCUUAUCCCUGUCAGAAGAGAUACCAGGUGCAGGGCGAUAGCAGUAGAGGUGACUGGCCUUGGGAGCUAAUUUGGGAAACUGGGAAUUUAGCCAUGCCUAAUUCUGUGUCUGACUGCGGCCUAAAAAUGUUGUUUGCUCAUACUGCAGCAGAAUCCAGCUUGUAUUCAUCUGGAUGGCAACAUCUUACAAAAAAAGCCUUUUCUGUUUGAUUGUAAGGAAUGAUUUGGUAAAAACAAAGGUUGUUUUUCCUUUGCAAAACUGCCACUUGAAAAUGCCUAGUUUAAUAUCUCAAUUGUAAAGGGCUGUGGGCAACGGAGGGUCUACACCUCGGUGGUAGAGCAUCUUUUUUGCAUGCAGAAGGGUCCAGAAGGUUGCCGUCUCCAAUUAAACAAGGAUUCCAGGCACAAGGAAUCCUCUAGGGAAGACCCUGGAGAAUCAAUGUCAGCUAAGACAGACAACACAGGGUAAGGUGGAUCAAUGGCCUGACCAUGUCUGUAUGCAACUUCAAUCAAAUAGGAUAUUCAUCCAAAAAAAAACUGAUAAUGGCCACAUUUUUUCUAUUAAUUUUUGACUGUGUUUUGAUUUUUUUAAAGAACAUCAAAAUGCCUCAGUAGAGGCAAUGACCUCCAUGGCCAAGUUUGCAGCCUAUUGAUGCUUCCAUCAGUUGCUUGAGAAGCAAAGCUUCCAUUCUUAUCAGAUGGGACUCAGCAUCAGUAGCUGCUCCUGUCUGAGGCCAAACGAUCCCUGCAAGGUCAGGAAAUCAUAGCCGUCUAGUUUGGCAGUGGUAUGUUCUGCUGUUAUAAUAGCAAAUUAGCAGAUUAAUGUGCAUGUUUUGUUCAGAAAAUAUAUGCGUUUUUAAAAUGGGAUUGUUGGUUUAAAUUUGUGUACAAACAUGCAUAUGAACUAGUUGCUGCUGAAACAAUUAAAUCACAUUGGUUUGCAAACAAUGCAGCCUUUAUACAACCUUUGGGGCAUCAAAACAUUUGGCCGCACGACCCAUGUGCGCUGCAGAAUUUUAUUCACCUAGACAGAUUUCUGUUUGGCCCUUUCUGUGCACAUCCCAUGCGCCUAAGCAGGAUUAUGUACUUGGAGCUAGCAAUGCCAUCCUAAGCAGAAUUGUACCCUUCCUGGAAACCAGUGGGCUUUAAAAGGCGUGUCCCCAAUUUGGAUGGCACUAUAAGACUCCAUUCCUACGCACACUUAUUUGGAAAUCAACCCUACUGACAAAGUAUUGACAUAGGCAUAGGACUGGUCCAUUUGAAGUUCAGAUAUUUCUGAUCAAGGGCCAGCAGUUACUGGUCAAUAUUUGUCAGAGAAAUAUUGAUUAUGUGAGAAGUUAACACAUUCCACAGCUUAUGUAGUGGAACAGAAAUCCUGUAUUCGUAUCAUCUUGUGAUCCUGUAUCAUCUUGUGAUACAAGAGGAUGUCUCCGAGAUCCUAACACCUGUGAUAACUUGCUAGAUCAUAGGUCCAACAGCAAAGCCAUUAUAAGAGAUUUCUGUCCACGUGAGGAGGGUGAUUUGUGCUAAUUUCCCCAUCCUGUGGCAGCCCCAAACACCCCUGAAAUGCUGCUCCUAAGGGACAGACUCCCAGGCAUAGCUUGAGGAGAGUAUUGAAGGUCUCCUACAGAAGGGUGGAAUAGCAACCCUCUCCACUUUGACAUAUGGAGAUCUAGGUGAAAUCUAAACCAUGGCUUUGGGGGUCAUUUAUAGUGUUUAACAUUAAUAGUCAGGUAUUUCUCCUCACAGUUCUUUCUUUUACAUAGCAAAGUAGACUUAUAACUCAAUGGGUCUGACAGACUAUCAUGAUAUAGUUUUAAAUUAUGUGUUAGCUUAAUAUAUGUAUAAGUUCAAAUUUUAUUGUAAAGCAAAACAUUCAUAAAA